Molecule: messenger RNA, 3940 nt
Organism: Mollisia scopiformis
Lineage: Eukaryota; Fungi; Ascomycota; Leotiomycetes; Helotiales; Mollisiaceae
Product: putative PI phosphatase group protein-like protein
Exons: 2
Coding region: 366-3851 (1161 amino acids)
Biological process (GO): phosphatidylinositol dephosphorylation
Molecular function (GO): protein binding; phosphatidylinositol-4,5-bisphosphate 5-phosphatase activity
Source: RefSeq, a predicted model, not a curated record
CGACAACAAACUGAAUUAUUUUCUCCAUGGAUGACGAGGCAACAAAGGAGAAACGCCCUUGAAGACGAUCGAUGCCUAUCCUGGUGUCUAAUUUCGCCCUCAUAAACAACUCCCGCGAUCGCAUCUUCUUAGCCUUUCAGGUGAACGAAAAAGCACACGCUGUCCCCGGAUUUUAUCCCUUGAAGACGAGACGUUGCCCCUCCUUCUCUGCGGUCUUGCUUGAUGAUCGACCACAAGCGAUCGCGACGUCUCCUCUCCGAUUGUUCGUUUGAAUCUGCAACAUAUUCUAUGCAGCUGUGGUCGGGAACCAGAUGGACCCGCAACUUUAUCUCGUAUAAGCCUUACUGGAGUAAGACGUCUUCGCAAUGGAGGAACCGGCGGGGGAGAGUCUUGAUGGCUCGUCCAUAAAACCCGUCUCCUCUCUCCGCUCCCACUUCGAACAAAUGGCAAAUGCGAAGCCGAAUAAUAAUCUUGGAUCGAAAGCCCUCUCACCCCAGCCAACAGGUGGAAGUAUCAGUAACGGAAUCAGGGAUAUAUUCAGGUCACCAAACGAGCGACAAGAAGAUGUACCAUUUGGAGAUGUGUUGCGGGCCACGAGGGGCAGGGAGAAAGAUACUGGGGAUGCUGGACUUCGUCCACCCCGUACGACCUCUGCCAACAUGUCGCCCUCUCCUACCAGGAUUCUGCGCCCACGGCCACUAUCUACUGUACCUCCAGCUGUAACGGUCUUGCCGCCUCAGUCACCGCCCAAGAAUAAGAAUAUGAACUUGACAUUGUCAAGUACUCCCACCUACCUCUCCACGGAGACUCCACUGUCAGCAACAUCUGGGGGUUCUUCUCCAAGACACUUCAGAAUCCCAAGUCGGCCUCAAACUCCUCUACUUGGACCUGGGAAGUCCCCCAGAUUGCCGGCCUCUCUACCUCCUUCACCACCACCACCUCGAAGAUCGGGCGAGCUGAGACGGGAAGCACCCGCUGGCAAAGGCCAGCCUCCACCUGUUAAUCGAGCUGAGAAGCCCAAAAUUGCCAGCAAGCCAAUGUCAUUGGCAUUCCGUAUAGAGGCCACAACACUUGAGCCUGCUUCUUCACAGCGUGCCAUCGACAAAACCUCACCUUUUAGCACUCCUCCUAGCAGUGGUAGCAGUCCUAGUCCUGAGAAUGAGCUUCCACCCCCUAUAACACAACCGAGACCUAGGAAUCCUGCUCAAAAAGCUUCAGUUGUUCAGCAAAGUUUUGAGCCUCCUCCAGUACACUACUCCGUCAUAGCUAAGAGAAAGGAUCAAGAGACAAAUGGAUUGGGCCGAAGCAUAAUUGUACCUCAGGUAACAGGAGAACAACGACCAGCUCUACCUACUCGACCUCAGGCCAGACAGGAGAUGUCAAAAGCUCGAAAUCAUGAGAACGCCAUGAUGCCGCCACCUCCCCCACAUCCUUCAAUGGACCGAACACGUCCAUCUGUGACUACAAUAAGUGAAAACACAACAACAUUUGCGACUCCACCCAAGAGAGUGUUUUCGACUCCAACAACCCAGUUGCAGACACCUCCAAGGACACACGGAAGAUCAAUGACAGUCGACAGAACUUCUGACCGUGCCCCAGCUGAACUUCGGACGCCAAUUACACCUCUCGGUGAUAGUCGGGCGUCAUUUGACGUCCCUCCGACUACGUCAAUCAUUAAAGAAUUACACCCGAACUUAGGAGAGUAUCCGGAUGCCUCCCGUUCGAAUCGACGGCCGCCAUUCUUCAAACAAGGUGCUCAUGAAAUAUACACCAAGUAUGACACGAGAAUUCUUGACGUUUGUGGGGAAUUUGUCUGCACGUCAGGUCACUUGACGAGAGUUUGGAGCUUGCUUGACGGAGAAAUUGUGGCCAGUCUCGCGCAUACAGAGGGUAUCAAAAUCAUUUCUGUUGGUUUCAAGCCUACGUCGAACAUCAAUGACGAGGGCACACGGGUCUGGCUGGGAAACAAUACCGGCGAGCUUUCGGAGAUUGACGUCCGGACUCAAAGUGUUGUUGCAAGUAACACAAGCUCUCAUACUCGUCGCGAUAUCAUCAAGAUUUACAGGCACCGGAUGGAGAUGUGGACUUUAGAUGAUGGCGGUACGUUGCAUCUGUGGGCAGACAGUACUGGCUCUCCGAAUCUCACCAACCCCACUCAAAGUUUCAGAGUACCGAAAGGUCACACAUUCUCAAUGGUAGUUGGCGAUCAGUUAUGGCACGCUACAGGUAAAGAUAUUAGAGUGUUCGUGCCGACAGUGGAUGGCUCGACGCAAUUUCAGGUCCUCCAGCGUCCUCUCAACCAACCCAAUACGGGCGACAUCACAUCCGGCACCACGUUAAGUUCGCAGCCUGACAAGGUCUACUUCGGUCAUACGGACGGAAAGAUCAGCAUAUACUCACGGCGAGAUUAUUCAUGUCUUGGCGUCGUGAACAUUAGUGUUUACAAGAUCACAACACUUGCCGGUGUUGGUGGUUACCUGUGGGCAGGCUUUAGUACUGGCAUGGUCUAUGUCUACGAUACCACGAAAUCACCAUGGCUGGUCAAGAAAGACUGGAAAGCCCAUCAAGAUCCAGUCAUCAAGUUAUUAGCCGAUCAAAGCAGCUGUUGGUCACUCGAGCGAGCACAGGUUAUUUCGCUUGGGCAAGAUAAUAUGCUACGUAUCUGGGACGGCUUGCUUCAAGAAGACUGGCUUGAAACUCAAAUGCAGUCGCAAGAGGCUGAGUUCUGUGAGCUGAAUCCCAUCAAAACGCUAGUCAUGACAUGGAAUGCGGGGGCUACGACACCGUACCACCUCCAGCAUUCGGACCAGGAUGCAAGGUUCUUUCGCAGCCUUAUUGAAGGUAGUGGAUGUCCCGAUAUCCUGGUUUUUGGCUUUCAAGAACUUGUGGACCUAGAAGACAAAAAGCAAGUUACCAAGAGCUUUUUCAAGUCUAAAAAGAAAGACCCUUCGGAACAAGAACACAUGAGUCAUCAAUAUCGAGAUUGGCGAGACUUCUUGACUCGGACGUUGGACGAUUUUAUGCCUCGCGAUGAACUCUAUCACCUACUUCACACUGCACAUCUCGUGGGUCUGUUCACCUGCAUCUUCGUUCGAGCUUCACUGCGGGAACGGAUCAGGAGUCUCAGCGCUGCCGAGAUCAAACGUGGAAUGGGUGGAGCCCUUGGCAACAAGGGAGCCUUGGUCAUUAGAUUCGUAUUAGACGAUACCUCGCUAUGCUUCAUCAACUGCCAUCUUGCUGCAGGCCAGACUCAGACCAAAGAUCGGAAUGCCGAUAUCACUGCGAUUUUGGAAGGCUCUAUAUUACCAGCUGAAAGAGACCACAGUGUGAGACAAGAUAGUUACAUCGGUGGCGGUGAUGGCACCAUGAUCUUGGAUCACGAAAUCUGUGUCUUAAAUGGAGAUCUCAACUACCGUAUUGAUACUAUGGGUCGCGAUACAGUGGUCAGUGCGGUCAAGUCAAACAAUCUGAGCAAGUUAUUAGAGAGAGACCAAUUACUUGCGUCAAAGAGAAAGAACCCAUGGUUCAAAUUGAGAUCAUUUACAGAAAUGCCAAUCACUUUUGCGCCGACCUACAAGUAUGAUGUAGGGACCGACAAUUAUGAUAGCAGCGAGAAAAAGCGAUCCCCGGCCUGGUGUGACCGAUUGAUGUAUCGUGGCAGAGAUAAAGAUCGUGUUAAGCAACUAGAUUAUCGUCGGCAUGAAGUACGAGUCUCUGAUCAUAGACCCGUGACAGGGUCUUUCGAAAUGAUCAUUAAGACCAUUUCGCCGAAGAGGCGUGCGAUAAAGUGGGAUGAGUGUCAGAAGCGAAUGUUGGAGAGGAAGGAGAGGCUUGCAGCAGAAGCAAGGUAAUUCCUGUCUAAUUUGAAGUGAAGGAAAACUGACAAUAGCUGAAGUCUCGACUACCUUACCAACGUUCUCGGUUACGACACGGCGACUAG